This is a messenger RNA of Rhopalosiphum maidis (corn leaf aphid), 447 nucleotides long. RefSeq lists its product as uncharacterized. The record is from RefSeq and is a predicted model, not a curated record. NCBI's taxonomy places the organism in Eukaryota, Metazoa, Arthropoda, Insecta, Hemiptera, Aphididae. The transcript has 3 exons. Bases 1 to 447 code for a protein of 148 amino acids.
AUGGUAUCUGAACUUAAACAAAAAUAUUGUAAUAUUACAAAAGAAGCUAUUAUGACGAAGCUAAAAUGUAUAAAUGUAGGAACUACUGUUCGAAUACCAAUCCCUGAUGUUGAUAAGGCUAGAGGAUCACCUCGUAAUUUAUUAGCUGUUGUCACCGAUGUUCAAGAUAGUUUGUACAAAUUAUGUACAGAAAAUAGUUUCUUAAAGCACAGAUACACGCGAACAGAAAUAGUUCCAUGUGACGAAAACUUUCUCGAUUUGAAGGAGACCACAAAUUCAGCAAGUACUCUCCGAGAGGCUGCCGGGCAUAACAGUAUUGCUGGGACUCAGGGAUAUCAAAGGUGUCAUUGUAAAACAAAAUGCCAAAAUAAUCGAUGUGCUUGUCGAGCAGCUAAAAAGUUGUGUAAUCCAAAAUACCAUAGUAGUUUAUCUUGUGAAAAUAAAUAA